This is a messenger RNA of Nanorana parkeri, 984 nucleotides long. Its product is annotated as serine/threonine-protein kinase WNK4-like. Gene Ontology annotation, molecular function: potassium channel inhibitor activity; protein serine/threonine kinase activity; chloride channel inhibitor activity. The record is from RefSeq and is a predicted model, not a curated record. Gene Ontology annotation, cellular component: cytoplasm; cytosol. NCBI's taxonomy places the organism in Eukaryota, Metazoa, Chordata, Amphibia, Anura, Dicroglossidae. The transcript has 3 exons. Gene Ontology annotation, biological process: intracellular signal transduction; positive regulation of sodium ion transmembrane transporter activity; protein phosphorylation. Bases 154 to 984 code for a protein of 276 amino acids.
CUCAUUCUUGGUUUCCUUAGUGCCCCCAUGACUAGGGCCAAUGCCAUGUGCUAGACUGCACUUGCAGAUCCACAGGUUGGCCACUUUUUUGACAGGUCAACCAUGACUGUUCGGUGGGGCAAUCUAUAAAGCAUACUGGUGGCUACCAAGGCAAUGUUCGCAUUGGAAGCACCUUCCGGACAAACCAUGUCUCAGACAGAAGUGGAUUUAAGUUGUGGCAUUUCUUUUGCUUCAGAUCUACUAGAAGACCCGGAGGAGUUGUCCUCCCUUGCAGCCAUAAGGAGGAGAAGACUUUCGGGCAAGGAAGGAACCAGACGGAACUCUUACCAGUUCAACAGGAGAAGCUCUGCUCAACUGGAACUAUUGGGUUACGACCCACCAGGGACUUCUUUCCCCUCAUGGUCCCCAGCGCAGCCAUCAUCUCUAGAAGAAAAAGCAGAGCCCGAUUCUCUUUCCAUAAGCCUUCCACCAUACAUCACCAAACAAGGUGUGCUGCCAUCUCCAGCCGCGCUGGUCAGUAUCGUGGACAUCAGUUCUGGAUCAGACGAUGAAGCCAACAGCCCCAAGUGUGCUUUAAUCCCCAUACAGAAACAUUUAGCGAUCGAAAGCAAGAGGGAGCAAGAAGAGAAUGAGGAAAAUGAGACAAAAGCUGUAGCCACCUCCCCAGAUGGGAGAUACUUGAAAUUUAACAUCGAGAUUGGAAGAGGGUCUUUCAAAACGGUGUACAAAGGUCUGGAUACUGAGACUACAGUGGAAGUGGCAUGGUGUGAACUUCAGUUCUGCUAUAAGUAUGUAGGGUAUAAAACCGGUCGCCCACUUCUCGUGUUAGACCUGCGUUACUGCCAGGACCUGUUGGCAAGUAAAAACAAGCACUCCAAUGCCUUACAGGACAUGGAGAUGUCAUUUGCAAUUGUUGACACUGCACACAAUGUAGCUGUGAAGGAUCAGCCAGGCCUGGAGCAGCAGACGGAGGCAUCUGUGUAA